UCGGUUAAAGUCUUCUCGGUGCACGGUGAAGCUUCUCGGCCUAGCUUAGCUUAGCAUGCUAACAAAGACACGCGGUUUUUUUCUUUGUUUUCUUUCGUGAGCAACCUUUAGCAAAACCGAGAUCAAGUGUGAGCGUCGUGUUCAUUUUCCGCCGACUACUAAGCGUAAAGUGUUGUGAUCGUCAUGUGAAAAUGUGUGCAAGAAGGACAGCAGAGUAUGAGGAGGAACUUUGUGGACCACAAGAGCCACAACAUCAACUACUGGAUGCUGUUUUCAAUCGGCAGCCUCGAACUGCGCUACGCAGAGCAGACAUCAGUGAAGAUCUUCGUCAUGAGUGUCGGGAGCCAGAGCCCCUUUACAUUAAAGAGGAAGUGGAGGAUGACGAGCACCCCCACAUCAAAGAAGAAGAGGAAUUGAAGCUCACUUUCAUUAAAAAAGAGGCUGAGGAAGUGCACCGCCACAUCAAACAGAAAGAGGAGUGUAUCGCCAAGUUUCCAUGGACGAGUGUCCCUUUGAAGAGUGAAGAUGAAGGUCGACGUGAGGAGAGCAGAAGCAGCUCACGUCGACACAUGACAACAGAAGGUGAUGGUGAUGGAGACCACUGUGGAGGAUCACAGGCAGACGGCCUCUUAGCUACACAAUUAGAUAGCGACGACCUGACGUCUCACUCUCCUCACACUGAUGAUGAUGAUGAUGAUGAUAAACCGUCUGAAGGUGAUAACAAACGCUGGAAAUGUUCUCAGUGUGGGAAGACCUUUGCUUAUAAGAGCAGUUUGAAACAACACACGAGAACACACACCGGAGAGAAAGCGUUUGCCUGUUCAGAUUGUGGUAAAAGAUUCUCCUAUAAGGGAGACUUGACAAGGCACACAAGAACGCACACUGGAGAGAAACCUUUUGUCUGCUCAGUUUGUGGUCAAAGAUUCUCUGAGAACGGAAAAUUAACAGUACACGCAAGAAGACACACUGGAGAAAAACCGUUUGCUUGCUCAGUUUGUGGUCAAAAAUUCUCUGCAAAGGGCAAAUUAACAAUACACACAAGAACCCACACCGGAGACAAACCUUUUUCCUGCUCCGAUUGUGGUCAGAGAUUCACUCAGAAAGGAACCUUAAAAAUACACACAAGAAUGCACACUGGAGAGAAACUUUUUUCCUGCUCAGAUUGCGGUCAGAGAUUCACUCAGAAGGGAGCCUUAAAGUUACACACCAGAACCCACACUGGAGAGAAACCUUUUUCCUGCUCAGUGUGUGCUCAAAGAUUCUCUCGUAAGGAUCGCCUGAAGACACACAAGUGUGCGGACGUGGUGGAAAAUCUUUGUCCAGAGCCGCAGGAGUCAGAGUCCCCCCACAUUAAAGAGGAAGAGGAGGAUGGAGAGGUUCAACAAAUCAAAGAGGAGGAGGAAGAGUUCGUACACAUUAAAGAGGAAGAGCUGGAGGAAAUCAUCAAGGUUCCUUUGACUGGGGUCCUUUUGAAGAGUGAAUAUCAAGGUCAAAGUGAGGAAAACCGAGGGGUGGAGCCUCCCAGCAGCAGCUCAAGUCGACGCAUGACAACAGAAGGUGACGGAGACCACUGUGGAGAAUCACUAGCAGGGGGACUCUUAGCUCCGCUAUCAGAUAGCGACGAGACAACGUCACACUCUUCUGACUAUGAUGAUGGUGAUGAUAAAGAACAGUCGGAACGUCAUAUGACAUGUCACACUGAUCUCAAAUGCUGGAAAUGUUCUAAGUGUGGGAGAACUUUUGCUUCAAAGAGCAAUUUGAAACAGCACAUCAAAUUACACACUGGAGAGAAGCCUUUUGCCUGUUCCGACUGUGGUAAAAGAUUCACUGUAAAGGGUAAGUUGAUAUCACACUCAAGAACCCACACUGGAGAGAAACCUUUUGCCUGCUCCGUUUGUGGUCAAAGAUUCUCUCAGAAGGGUACCUUAAAAAGUCAUACAAGAACACACACUGGGGAGAAACCUUUUUGCUGCUCAGUCUGUGGUCAAAGAUUCUCUGAAAAGGGACACUUAAAAAGUCAUACAAGAACCCACACUGGGGAGAAACCAUUCACCUGCUUAAUUUGUGGUCAAAGAUUCUCUGAGAACGGAACCUUAAAACGUCACAGAAGAACACACACCGGGGAGAAACCUUUUGCCUGUUUAGUUUGUGACCAAAGAUUCUCUGAGAAGGGAACCUUAAAACGUCACACAAGAACCCACACUGGGGAGAAACCUUUUUCCUGCUCAGUUUGUGGCAAAGGAUUCGCUCAGAAGGGAAACUUCAAAAGUCACACAAGAACACACACUCGAAAGGAACCCUUCGUUUGCUCCGUUUGUGGCCUAAGAUUCUCUCAUAAGUAUCUGGCUCAGAAUCACAAGUGUGUUGAUGACAAUAGCAGUGAUCAAUGAAGGUUCUGCCUCUCAUCUGAGCAGGCUUCGUAAUUUCAUGCACCAAGGAUGAUCGUAUUCUAAUGUACCUUCUUAAAGGCCUCCAGUGGAAAAGUGUUGCAAAUUAGCACUCAUGCUAAAACACGUAGCAAUAUAUCUGCUUUAUCUAAUGUUUUUGUGCUGUGCAUAUCAAAUAAUGAAACGAUUUAUUCCAAUAGACUGAGAAAACUUUGACUCUUUGCAUAUGUGAUCAGGAAUUAAAUGGAAAUACUUUUUGUAAUGUAUAGUAGUGGUCUGAGGGGGUGGGUUCUCCGGGGACGGAAGCCACUCAGGCUUUCUAAGUUUCACCUGUGGCUCAAUGUGAGAGCCUGGGAAGAAACACAGCUUGGCAAGAUGUUUGAUUAGAUGGCGACUGGGAAAAGAAAUUAUGGAAAGAGAGGCACAGCAGGGUUAGAGUGCAAAAGAAACGAGCAUAUGCAGAGUUUGCAAGGGUGGGGAAACAUUGGAGGAAAAUUAAAAGCACUAAGAAACGAGCAGAACAAAAAUGUGAGGGGUAACUGUUGGAUACAAAAAGAGUCGUAACAUUCAUUGCAGGGGUAAGAAAUGCAACAAUGGGAAUAUAAUAAGAAACAGUACAGAUUAUAACAGAGCAGCAGAAAAGCCUCUUGACAUAAAACAGCUAAUAUGGGAGGAGUUGAGGGAUGAUCUCAGUGCUCAGGCCAGCCAAGAGACAUCGAAUUAAGGCUAACAAAAGAUUUGACAUGGUGAUAUUGAUCGAUACAUACUGUAGAUAGAUAGUUACAGGCUGAAGACAUUUAUUUCAUGAUCCUACUUUUAGUUUCUAAGAGAAAAAAGAAUGAAAAAGACAAGUUACGUUUGGUUUUGUUCUUUGUUUUCCUCCCUGUACGGACAUACUCGUACCCAUAUGCCAGCACAGUCGUUGGUGACAAUGCAUCCUAAAACGUUAGAAGCCAUCCGGCGCAAAACAAAACAAAGAAGAACAAGAAGAAUGUGAGAGCCUGCGGCCGAAGGUGAUGGGGGAAGUAGACGAACAUGAGGUUUGCAAAGACGGGAGGGCGUGUCUGGUAAGCAAAGCGCAAGGACGGUGGGCGGGGCAAGCUGGAAGACGACGACGCUGUAACAACAAGGUGACGGUUGAGAAUUUACCAGUGCCGUACCUAUGUGCUGUGUUUUGUGUUCAUACGUGGGGGUGGCAGGGGUGGAUCUUGUCAAUUUCUUGCCAUUUAAUUUCUGUAAUCCACUUUGUGUUGCAUUUUAAUAUAUGAGCAGUGCUAUAUGGAUAAACUCGAUUUGAUUUGAGGGCCACACCAACAUGCAAACAUCACUUCUGCUCAUAAAGAAUUCAAUGUCUUUUUGUAAUGCUGUAAAUUGUAUUUUGAUCAUCUGCUACCUGUGUAGUUAGGGUAUAUGUUAUGUUAGGAGAAGUAAUUUAAAAUAUAAAUAAAAUAAAUGUAUCUUUUUAAGCCCGUGCUAUGAAUAUUGUCUUGGCGGCCUGUGGCAACGGCAUAUGGUCCGGGUGCAGACGGCUCCAGCUUAUUAGGUCAUGAUGGUAUCAUUUUUAACCUGUAUGUGUAUGACUGUCUGUGUCCUUGUAGUUGUCAAGCAGCAGGUGGGAUUGUUCUAAUUUCCUAUUUUAAUGAAUAUCAUGCACUUUGAGUUACUGUUACGCGUAUGGAAAGUGUUUACAAAUAAAGUUUGAUUGCUUGAUAGAGAUGAUUUA
Molecule: messenger RNA, 4110 nt
Organism: Phyllopteryx taeniolatus (common seadragon)
Lineage: Eukaryota; Metazoa; Chordata; Actinopteri; Syngnathiformes; Syngnathidae
Product: zinc finger protein 771-like
Exons: 4
Coding region: 192-2390 (732 amino acids)
Biological process (GO): regulation of transcription by RNA polymerase II
Cellular component (GO): nucleus
Molecular function (GO): RNA polymerase II cis-regulatory region sequence-specific DNA binding; DNA-binding transcription activator activity, RNA polymerase II-specific
Source: RefSeq, a predicted model, not a curated record